AUCAAUAAUGCCAAACACCCGGUCUUCGAGGCGGCCAAGAGUUUCUUUCAGACGGGUUUCACUGUCAAGACUUUCCUAUUGUUUCUGUUCCCACAAUUAGCCCAUUAUCUGGACAUUCAUUUCUUUAACGAAGAGAGUCAGCAAACGAUCGCCAAUUUUAUCAAACAAACAAAACUCGUGAAUGAAAUAAACAGUUAUUUCGGCGAUCAGUCAGAAGUCGACUACGAGUCAGUCAUGAAAAUGCCUUAUUUGGACGCUUUCUUCAAAGAAAUCAUGAGAUUUAACUGUUCGGUCAACAGAAUAGACAGAAUUGCCGAAAAUGAUUGUGUGCUAAAUGGCAUAUCUAUACCGAAGGGCACAUCCAUUAUAAUCCCCGUUUGGGCCCUACAUCUGGACGCCGACCACUACGACGAGCCCAAUGUCUUCAAACCGGAAAGAUUUUUGCCUCAAAACGAGUCCCGAAUUAAAGGCUAUACUUAUCUUCCGUUCGCUUCGGGGCCCAGAAAUUGCAUCGGAAGAAAGUUUGCCGAAAUGGAGAUCAAAUACUUUAUGGUUAAAAUUUUACCACUCUUUGAGUUCAAAGCGUGCGAUCAAACCCGGAAUCUCGAUUUCUAUAAACUGAUCCAAACGUGUACUAUGAAGGCGAUGGUGGUUGAGGUUAGGCUAAGAGACAGCCAAUAA
Medioppia subpectinata is the source of this 681-nucleotide messenger RNA. The record is from the annotation of a GenBank genome assembly. Lineage: Eukaryota; Metazoa; Arthropoda; Arachnida; Sarcoptiformes; Oppiidae.